GGAUCUGCGUCAAGAUCCGUUGUCAGUUUAGGUCGGUGCCCCUCGUCCUCGGUUCUCCACCGCUUCGUCCUGACCGUCCUGACAUUCCUGCACAUCUUGAUUCGUUAUUCUCAUUAGUGAAUAAUGAAACUCCUAAUAAUCUUCGGGCUCGUAGGGCUGAUUUCAUGCUCUGGGAGUACCGCCGAAACCCCGAAAGGGCCCAAAGUUACAGAUAAGGUAUGGUUUGACAUAGAAAUUGGCGGCGAACCAGCUGGAAGAAUCGAAAUCGGUUUGUUUGGUAAAACUGUUCCAAAGACCGUAGCGAACUUUGCAGAGCUUGCAAAAAAACCUGAAGGAGAGGGUUACAAGGGAAGCAAAUUCCACAGGGUAAUCCGUGACUUCAUGAUCCAAGGUGGUGACUUCACAAAAGGAGACGGCACCGGCGGACGCAGCAUUUACGGAGAACGAUUUGCUGACGAAAACUUCAAGCUCAAACAUUACGGCGCUGGAUGGUUGUCCAUGGCCAAUGCCGGCAAAGACACAAAUGGCUCACAAUUCUUCAUCACCGUCAAGCAAACCCCUUGGCUCGAUGGAAGACAUGUCGUAUUUGGAAAAGUAAUUAAGGGAAUGGAUGUCGUGAGGAAAAUCGAGAACUUGAGUACGGACAGCCGUGACAAACCGUCAAAAGAAGUGAAGAUAGCUGAUUCUGGUGCCGAAACUAUUGAAGAGCCGUUUGCAGUUGCUAAAGAGGAUGCAACUGAUUAAACCUUGAGCUUCUAACCGGUGCAAUGAAUGUUCCAAGCUCAAUACGUCCACUGAGGCCUGAUGCAUAAAUCAUUUAUGAUUAGAAAUGCAAUGUAGCGUUGUUAAAAAUACCAAUUUUUAUUACUUGUGUGCUACAAUUGGUCACCGAACAAUGAAAUGC
Diprion similis is the source of this 904-nucleotide messenger RNA. It is a transcript of the gene Ppib, whose product is annotated as peptidyl-prolyl cis-trans isomerase 5. The record is from RefSeq and is a predicted model, not a curated record. Gene Ontology annotation, biological process: protein peptidyl-prolyl isomerization; protein folding. Bases 124 to 744 code for a protein of 206 amino acids. The transcript is spliced from 4 exons. Lineage: Eukaryota; Metazoa; Arthropoda; Insecta; Hymenoptera; Diprionidae. Gene Ontology annotation, cellular component: intracellular membrane-bounded organelle. Gene Ontology annotation, molecular function: peptidyl-prolyl cis-trans isomerase activity.